UUCUUUCCAUAUUCUAUCUUAUCUUAACUUUCUUGCGCGGUUUAGGUUAGGUUUGGUUAUUUUUACUAUUUAAUAAAAUACAAACCAUGCUUAUUCGACAUGUUAUCUCUCACUACAAGAUAAACUAUUUCUGGAGACAAAGCAUACGUUUUAAUUCAAAAGUCCCUACGACUCCCAUACCCACAUUAGAAAAACAAGAUCAUUCAAAAGUUACAAUUGAUAAUAAUACAAUAUCGCUCUUGGAGAGACUCUCCCUUGUAAAGUGUGAUACCGCAGAAGGUGUUAAAGCUUUAGAGGAUUCCAUUGCAUUUGCCAAUAAAGUCCUGCAUAUUAAUACUGACAAUGUUGAACCCCUGUACUCAGUAUUAGAGAAUGAAAAUUUGUCAUUGCGGCCAGACAUUAUAACACAGGGAAACUGUCAAAAAGAUAUCCUAAAAAAUGCUGCGGUCACGGAAGAUGAUUACUUUGUAGCUCCCCCGGGCAACAUCCCUCUGCACGAAGUAGAACUUGAAGAAACUGAACAUCACCAACAAAAAAAUGAAAACUGAACUUC
Molecule: messenger RNA, 553 nt
Organism: Plutella xylostella (diamondback moth)
Lineage: Eukaryota; Metazoa; Arthropoda; Insecta; Lepidoptera; Plutellidae
Source: RefSeq, a predicted model, not a curated record